This is a messenger RNA of Cyprinodon variegatus (sheepshead minnow), 1850 nucleotides long. It is a transcript of the gene lbx2, whose product is annotated as transcription factor LBX1-like. NCBI's taxonomy places the organism in Eukaryota, Metazoa, Chordata, Actinopteri, Cyprinodontiformes, Cyprinodontidae. The coding region runs from base 460 to 1248 and encodes 262 amino acids. The transcript has 2 exons. Gene Ontology annotation, biological process: regulation of DNA-templated transcription. The record is from RefSeq and is a predicted model, not a curated record. Gene Ontology annotation, molecular function: DNA-binding transcription factor activity, RNA polymerase II-specific; DNA binding.
UUCUUUUGCUCCGGCCCUUUAAGACGCAGCAGCGGGUCACCAACUGGUGUAGUGUUUCUCUAAUUGAACUUCGCCCAAUCAACAAUAAGUCGUUAGCAGUCACUUUCCUUUUCUUGGUGCCUGGAAGCUUUUUUACUCCCUUCUCCCCUUUCAGGGCUUCACCACCUCCAGUCAGCCGCUUUCUAAAGACCCGCAUGGAGUUUGGCAGAUGAACCGGGACGCUCUGAAGGGGAUACUGUGCGGCUGCCUCUGCAACUACGCCCGAAGCAUGGUUAUUUUGGAGGAAGGCUCUCAGGCGAGCUGAGUUUACAGCCUUGGACUCGAAGCGCUAAAGUACAGCGGAGGUCUAGAGGAGCCCCGAGCUCCACAGGAAACGCCUGUGGACGUUUUAAAUCUAUUUGAAUGAAAUAAUCAACUUUUAUUUUAAAUCCUGAGAGCAGCUAUAUCUGCGGGACUGCGAUGACCUCCAGUAAAGACAUGAAGGCAGGGUCUGUGCUGCAGUCCGGCGGCGAGGAGCGGAGGCGCGCUCCGCUGGACCAGCUGCCGCCUCCGGCUAACUCCAACAAGCCGCUGACGCCGUUCAGCAUCGAGGAUAUCCUCAACAAACCAUCCGUGAAGAAGUCCGUGGCCAGCAUCUGUCCGCCGCGGGCGCUGGAAAAAGUCACGGGCUCCAGCGCGGCGAGGAACGGGAUCAGCACUCCGUCCUCACCGCUGUGCGCGCUGGAGGAGCUGGCCAGCAAAACCUUCAAGGGUCUGGAAGUCAGCGUCAUCCAGGCAGCAGAAGGUCGGGAACACCUGAACGCCUUCGGUCAGCGGCAGACUUCGAAGAAGAGGAGAAAGUCGCGGACAGCCUUCACCAACCAUCAGAUCUAUGAGCUGGAGAAGCGGUUCCUCUACCAGAAGUACCUCUCUCCGGCCGACCGUGACCAAAUCGCGCAGCAGCUGGGACUGUCCAAUGCGCAGGUCAUCACCUGGUUCCAGAACCGCAGGGCCAAGCUCAAGAGGGACCUGGAGGAGAUGAAGGCGGACGUGGAGUCGCUGAAGAAAAUCACGCCUCAGACGCUGCAGAAGCUCGUAAGCAUGGAAAGCAUCGAGGACGCGCAGGGUGGAGGCCCCGGGGCCCGGUCCCCCAGCGUCUCCCCGACCUCCCAAGGACACCGAGCCUUCCCACAGUCCCCCUCCUCAUCCAGAGACCAAACCACUGAUGAGUUCUCAGAGGAUGAUGAGGAGAUUGAGGUGGACGAUUAACAGCCGAGAAGGACUGGGAUUUUCAUACACACAAAAAAUAAAUAGAAGAGGGACAUUUUUCUUCCCAAACUUUUGCACGGAUAUUGAUUUAAAAAAGGAGAGUAUACACAUAUAUGAACAAUCAGGAUCAUUUUUCCUAUUUUUAUUUCUUCGUUUUAAUUUAUUAUAACCAAUCCCUACAUCCGUUUAAGUUUCAGCACAUUUUGGGGGGAAUAUUUUGUUUUAUUUCAAGUAGACUAGGACAAUAUUUUAACACAUUUUCUGGCGUUUUUAGAGGAAAAAUAAAAAACGUUGUGCAAUUACUGUUUUAUACAGCAUUCAUUUCCAUUGUCCAGUCAAAAAUCUAAGAUCUGGCAACAUUUUUUGGAUAAGCCCCACUCCUUUAUUUGAUCAGAUUUAAAGUCGCACAUAGAUAUGUCCAUAUUUUUUAACCAUGAGAGAAAAAUGUCUCUGCAAGCAUGCAGGCCUCCUGGAGGCGCAAACUGCACCAACCUUUUACGCGCUCUCUGCUCUGUAUAUAGAUCAAUCCUCCAAUGCGAUAAUUUUAUUGUAACGUUCUAUUUAAUCAGCAUCUAUGUAAAUAAAGGUUAUAUUGUAUUUCA